AUGAAAGAAGAUGAAGACGAUGAAGAAGAAGAUGAGGAACAGGAAGACGAACCUGAAGAGAUGGAAGAGGAUUACUUUGCUGUUGACGGAGAAACCCGAAAAUAUUCAGUCCAAGAUGCAAACGCGCCUAUUUGGGAUCCGCGAUGCUACUGGUUGCGCAUUACCGAGCUUCGUGUACUCCGCAUUCUGGAAGAGUGGGAGGUGCUCGUUCAAUUUUUCGAGAAAGGCGUUGAGGCUUGGGAAGACAAACGGGUCCGUGAACUCCUGAUCAAGCACAAGUCGGGUGACCAAACUAUCAUCGAUCAACUGUUUAACGAAACGGCCACGACCAUGCACAUUCUGGGUAAGCUGCACAGGACCAUUCAAAGGACCCUACGCGUGUGGACAAUAUUCACUGCCUCCGGUGGAGAUUAUCGCUACUUCUUUGAACUUAGGGACUCCGUUUCUCUGUCAGCCAUCCGAAACUUGAAGGCUGCGUUCAAGUCACUAGACAAUUUGCAGUACAAAUUGAAGCUGCUGGAUAAAAUUUGCCAAGAGUCGCAAGUCAUAGUACGUCUUCUGUUAUACUAG
This is a messenger RNA of Alternaria viburni, 570 nucleotides long. RefSeq lists its product as uncharacterized. The transcript is spliced from 2 exons. Bases 1 to 570 code for a protein of 189 amino acids. The record is from RefSeq and is a predicted model, not a curated record. NCBI's taxonomy places the organism in Eukaryota, Fungi, Ascomycota, Dothideomycetes, Pleosporales, Pleosporaceae.